AGCUGAAGAUGGCAGUGAAUGUAUACUCGACGUCAGUCACCGGCGAUAACCUGAGUCGACAUGACAUGUUGGCUUGGAUCAAUGAGUCCCUGCAGUUGAAUCUGACAAAGAUGGAACAGUUGUGCUCAGGGGCUGCUUAUUGUCAAUUUAUGGACAUGCUGUUUCCGGGCUCCAUUGCCUUGAAGAAAGUGAAAUUCCAAGCUAAGCUAGAACACGAAUACAUUCAGAACUUCAAAAUACUGCAGGCAGGUUUUAAAAGGAUGGGUGUUGACAAAAUCAUUCCCGUGGACAAAUUAGUAAAAGGGAAGUUUCAGGACAAUUUUGAAUUUGUUCAGUGGUUCAAGAAGUUUUUUGAUGCAAACUACGAUGGCAAAGACUAUGACCCUGUAGCUGCCAGACAAGGUCAGGAGACGGCGGUGGCCCCUUCGCUUGUGGCUCCGGCUCUGAAUAAACCGAAGAAACCUCUGAGCACUAGCAGUGCAGCCCCACAGAGGCCCAUUGCAACACAGAGAACUGCUGCUCCUCCUAAGACUGGCCCGGGCGUGGCGAGGAAGAGCCCAGGUGUGGGCAACGGGGAUGACGAGGCAGCCGAAUUGAUGCAGCAGGUCAACGUGCUGAAGCUCACCGUUGAAGAUCUGGAGAAGGAGAGAGAUUUCUACUUUGGGAAGCUGAGGAACAUUGAGUUGAUCUGCCAGGAGAACGAGGGGGAAAACGACCCCGUGCUGCAGAGGAUUGUGGACAUUCUCUACGCCACAGAUGAAGGCUUUGUGAUACCAGAUGAAGGGGGCCCGCAGGAGCAAGAAGAGUAUUAGCAGCCUGGACCAGCAGAGCACCAUCCGAAUUCUUCACCCAAAUCAUGUGCUUCACUGUAAAAUACUCCCUUUUAUGAUCCUUAGAGGACUCCCUGGUUUCUUUUCCUAAGCAGAAAGCACCUCCUCUUCAAGUGCACUUUGCAGAAGCCUCACUCUUCUUUCCAUGCGUUUGAGUUAGGAGCUUUCUACCUUGUAGCAGAGCAGUAUUAACAUCUAGGUGGCUCACCCAGAGAGCAGAGGUUCACCCCAGGGCUCACUGUGCGCUUGCUGGAGACGGUGU
Molecule: messenger RNA, 1092 nt
Organism: Echinops telfairi (small Madagascar hedgehog)
Lineage: Eukaryota; Metazoa; Chordata; Mammalia; Afrosoricida; Tenrecidae
Product: microtubule-associated protein RP/EB family member 1-like
Biological process (GO): regulation of microtubule polymerization or depolymerization; spindle assembly; protein localization to microtubule plus-end
Cellular component (GO): cytoplasmic microtubule; microtubule plus-end; microtubule organizing center
Molecular function (GO): microtubule plus-end binding
Source: RefSeq, a predicted model, not a curated record